UUAUUCAUUUUGGUCCGUACAAUAGCUAUAGUCGAUAACUCGAUCUCGAUAGUUUAUAUUUUAAACAGUACAUUUUCAAUAGUUAUUAAUGUAAAAUACAUUAUUAUUUCCACUGACCCUUUACCCCUAUUUUGUCAUGUGUGCAAUGACUUCCUUUUUAAUCGAUUUUGCAAGUGAAAUACUGAACUCAAAACCAUAUUUCCUUCAUUGAUUUCAAAAAACGAAUUUGGAGUGGACCUUUGUUCAUUAGUAAAAUUUUAGUUUGUAAAAAUAUAAAUUUAUAAAAACUAGCAUAAGCUAUAAGUUUAUAUGUCGAAUACCCUCGCAUUAGGGACAUGAGUACACCAUUAUAUAUAUACAACUGAGUAUAUUUUUUUAAACAAAAUUAAGUGGUUUCAAAUUCCGACACCUGUACAUUAGGCCUAAUCGUAGACCUAUAUUAAGAUAUUUUUUUAAAUAUAAAAAAAAAUCAUAAAAAUAUUUAUUCACAUUGUUAUCCAUCAAAGAACUCCAUCCUACGUAACUGAUCGGAAUUUUACUCUCUACCAACCACCAAUCUUGAUGUUAUAAUUUAUUUCGCUUUACGCUCGUGCAUGUUAUAUGGGACUGUCAUGGAGAAUACAAAGGUUUUUAAAGUGUGGAACAACAAUCGCACAGAGGGGCGAUUGUUGGGGGCCAGCAAAUUUCAAGAAUUAAAGACCAAAGUAAUUACAAAAUUUGAAUUGGGCGAAGAAACAGGAAAUAUUCGACUUGUUUUAAGUGAUGGGUGUAUAAUAGAUGACGAAGAUGUUUUUCUACAACUUGAAAGCAACGAACUGUAUGUCUUGAAAGCAGAUGAAGUUUUAAACAUCCCCCAAGCAUUAUCAACUGCAUCAGGAGGGUCAGAAGCAGGAAUGCCUUCAUCAAAGAGCGAACAGUUAUCUGAAUUAGUAAAAAGACUGCGUUCAAAACAAUCGAAUCAGAGACCAUCGAAAAAGCAGAAGUCUACAUCUAUGACGUGCCACAAAGUUCAGCUUGGGUGGAUGUUACAUACAGGUACUAAGUUUACACAAGUGCGGACCUCCAGUGGUGGGGGGACGAGAAUUGUGGAAAUGGCAGAUGCUUCAACAUAUGCGGAAAUCAAAAAUAGAGCGAUAGAAAUUUUCUUUCCAAAUGGUUCCAAUAUUAAAGGAAAGAAGGAAGAUUUCGAUCACCACCUUGGGGAUUUUCAGGGCCGUUCCAUUCCCCAAGAUGGAUUCACUCUUCAAAUAUACAUAAACUCCAUGAAAGCAUGCAAUAUGACAGUUAAGCCACGGCUCUAUCUUUUAUCAAAGAUGAAAGAUGAAGAAAAUGAGGAUGAAAGCUGGGAAUUUGCGGAAGAAGUGGAUGUUAAUCCACCCAUUUCCAUUCUGAAUGCGCCAGGAGUCUCAACUCAGAAUCCACAAAAUCCAGCU
This is a messenger RNA of Magallana angulata, 1433 nucleotides long. RefSeq lists its product as uncharacterized. The transcript has 7 exons. NCBI's taxonomy places the organism in Eukaryota, Metazoa, Mollusca, Bivalvia, Ostreida, Ostreidae. The annotation marks the transcript as partial. Gene Ontology annotation, biological process: regulation of apoptotic process; apoptotic process. The record is from RefSeq and is a predicted model, not a curated record.